Ruditapes philippinarum (Manila clam) is the source of this 1590-nucleotide messenger RNA. Its product is annotated as asparagine-rich protein-like. Bases 168 to 1271 code for a protein of 367 amino acids. The transcript is spliced from 10 exons. The record is from RefSeq and is a predicted model, not a curated record. NCBI's taxonomy places the organism in Eukaryota, Metazoa, Mollusca, Bivalvia, Venerida, Veneridae.
UCCCGCAUUUACUUGUCAUUUGUCGUAACUAACGUUUUCCCGGUCCGUGUGUAUAUGUGCAUUUAGUCGAGGCUGUUUAUGACGGUCUUUAAAUAACGUAAUAACGUUUUCAAUACACUUUUUUUGUUUUGGAAUAUUGAAGAAAAGGGAAAACUAACAUAUUCAAAAUGCUUCGAAUACUGACAGUGCUCACAUACGUGACCUAUAUUUAUGCUCAACAAGGAAACUCGGGAUGUCUCUUAAAAGCAGUAGAUGGCAACCCAAGAAUGUUUCAAAUAAAUGCCCCAUUCCAAGGCAAUAGACAGUUCCCAUGCCCCGAAAAUACCUUAUUUAAUGUGAACCAUUGUGGAUGCGGUUGGGUAGAUAAUCCAAUUAAUCGAUCACCUACAGAGCUUGCUGGUAUGGGCACAAUUGAAGGUGGUCGGUUCGGACCAAUUGACCCCGGUACCAUCAUGACAACGCCAGCUGUAACGACAAGAGCACCAUGUACUCUCCGACCACUUCCGGACAAACAUAUGUAUGAACAGUUUAUCCUGGGAUAUGAUUGGAUACCCCGCAAAUGUCCAAUGGGAACUCUUUAUAACCCAAGCUCCUGUGCAUGUCAUGACCUAGACCCAUACCAAACUUAUACAUGUCAACCAGAACUGUGGAUCAAUUUUAACGGCAGAGAAAUAGAGGAUUCUGCCGGGUACCAGAUUUCUAUCGGGAACAACGGUAACGUAGUUAAUGUCAGCAACGCCGGACGUUUUGAUGGUACAGGAACCUUGACAGUCUGGCAAUAUGCCAACCAAGAUCUUGGCACACAGUUGUCGGUCAAUCUACGAUUUUAUGAAUUUCCAGGGGGCGUUUCAGAUGAACAGGUAUUGAUAUCCAAUUGCUUUGGAAGACAGCUAGGCUCUGUAGAAAUUGCUCUUAACCAACAAACCAAAGAAGUGAUAUUCAGAGUUGAAGCAAGGGUUGGGAAAUUCCCGGAAGGAGUUGAACUUCGUCUUCCAUUUAGAGAGAAAGCCUGGAAGAAUGUAACAAUGACGUAUGAUGGAAACAUGGUCACUGCACAAGUUGACGAAGAAUUCGCUAAUGCACCACUUAAAGGUCAUGUGACUACCCGCUACAAUGGUUUGUUAAUUGGAAGCUGUAAUGGGCGGGGUUACGUUGGAUAUAUUGAUGACUUACGAUUAUUCAGAUGCCUUAUUGAAGGAGUAAGAAACAACUACAAUGCAUUGGGGAAUGGAGGAAUGGACGCAGGGGCAUCAAGUCUUAAUAUGCCAUGAAAUCUUGUGUAGAAACAUUUGCCGUGAUAUUUUAACAGGAGCCUCGCAUUAUAUAAAAAGACAACUCAAUAUUUGCUCAUCAUAAAAUGAUGAGAUAUGUACUUAAGGUUCCUGACAAACAUUUGUUAUAAUUUCCAGCGAAAAUAUGGUUUAUCAAACUCAACAGAAGAAAAUUAACUGAUAAUUUAUAACCUAUCUUUUUAACAGACUUCUCAUUUUAAAAACAGAUCAUGCAUUAAUCAGUCAAUUGUACUGUUUAGCACAAUUUGUGAUAUCAUUAUUUCAUUCAUGUAUAAACCAAUAAAUCGUAUUUAUAUAA